GUUAUCUCAUAAUGUUAGUGAAGAGCAACACCUCUUGUCGAAUAAACUUACAUUAAUUCCCUGCGAUAAAAAUCGCUGAACGUUUAACAUAAUAUUUUCAUAAAUUAGCGUCGUAUAAUUGAAUUGUGUACGGCGGGCUGAUUUUAAACGAAUUAGAAAAAACAAAUUUAAAUUCGACGAUAGAUCUGAAAUCAGUACACGGUGAUGUGCACUCCUGCAUAACGCUUUUCGGUUCGGUUUUUUUUCGCGCAAUUAUCACCAUAUAAGUUAAUUACACACAGGCUCAGAAAUGAAGUGCUCAACCAUUUUGUUGAUUUCGAUAAACAUCUUAUUUUUGAUAAUAUCGGUUUUGACCGUAACCAGUGGAUCUAUCGUCCAGUACUUGUUCGGUCAAUAUUACUACAUCCUAGAAAAUCACACCGGAGUGUCAGUAUUCCCAACACUAUGGAUUGCAGCUGGAUGCUUUUUGCUGUUGGUUUCAAUGUUCGGAAUUCUUGUAAGCAGUGGCCAAAGUACCAUUCUCAUUAACACGUAUGCAAUCUUACUGUCACUGGUAUUAGUUCUGCAUGUGGCAACAGCGAUAUCCGCAUUGAUGCUUGGAGUGUGCCGUUCCAAAGAAAUCGUUUCGGAUACACUAACGGCAUUUGUGCACUCGUAUGAGUAUAACACGAUGCUGAGACAGACAAUGGAUUGGACACAGUACAAAUACCAAUGUUGCGGUAAUAAUGGACCGGACGAUUGGAACAACUAUGUGAAAUCUGUUAAGGUGCCAGACAUAUUGGCAACCACUCCCACUGAAAAUAGUACGUCAACAUUAACUGCCGCUAAUGAAAACGUGAAUGCUAUGCCAGCAUCAUGCUGCUUUCCUGACAGUGAUUACACCAAUUUUCGAUGUGACAAAUACUAUCCGAAUGGUUGUUCUACGUUCGUACAGGAUAUUUUAUCGACUAAUGUAAUGAUAGCCAGUUUCCUAGCUUUGGGUAUGGCUUUACUUGAUUUGCUCGGAGCCAUAGUCGCUUUCCUGAUUAGCAAGUCGUUACGUCGUGUACGUGAAAUUGAAGCUGACUAUAGUCAAUUGGGAGUGAAGAAUAGCUACAGAUAGUGAAUCGAAAUGUUUGACUUAAUUGAGCGGCAAUAAAUUUGUAUUUAAACUUUCAUAAACA
Molecule: messenger RNA, 1163 nt
Organism: Bradysia coprophila
Lineage: Eukaryota; Metazoa; Arthropoda; Insecta; Diptera; Sciaridae
Product: CD63 antigen-like
Cellular component (GO): plasma membrane
Source: RefSeq, a predicted model, not a curated record